AAGCCUCUCUCCGUCUCUCUCAUACGGUUCUAGAGAGAGAGAGGGCAUACGACACCCAAGUCCAACCCUUCGCCUUCUCCCAUUUAGAAACACAUUUUCAAGCAAGACCAUGUGCAUAUGUGUAUAUACAUGUACUGUAUAACGUAAACAUACACAUCACAGUUCUUCAAUUGCUAUUUUAACCUAAUUGAAAAAUUACCAAUUUCUUGGAGCUCAAUUUCAACCUAAAGGGGAAAGAUUACUGUACCAGAGAAUUACGGGUAGAGUAACUGCUUAAGGAAGAAUCAAGAAUGGGAGUUCCGGCUUUUUACAGGUGGCUUGCAGAUCGGUACCCGCUGUGUAUUGUGGACGUGGUGGAGGAAGAGCCCAGGGAGGAUAAAAAUGGGGUGUCAAUACGUAUUGAUGUAACUAAGCCUAACCCUAAUGGCGUAGAGUUUGAUAAUUUGUAUUUGGAUAUGAAUGGUAUCAUUCACCCCUGUUUUCACCCAGAAGGCAAGCCUUCACCUACCACAUAUGAUGAUGUAUUUAUAUCGAUAUUUGAUUACAUUGACCACCUUUUCUCUUUAGUUCGCCCAAGAAAGCUCCUUUUUAUGGCAAUCGAUGGAGUGGCUCCUAGAGCUAAAAUGAACCAACAAAGGACUCGUCGUUUCAGGGCUGCAAAAGAUGCUACAGCAGCUGAAGCUGAAGAAGAAAGAUUGAGGCAAGAGUUUGAACUUGAGGGGGCAAAUUUAUUGCCUAAAGAGAAGCCCGAAACAUCCGAUUCAAAUGUCAUCACCCCUGGCACGGAAUUUAUGGCAGUGCUUUCUGUGGCCCUUCAAUAUUAUGUACAGUGUAGGUUGAACCGCAAUCCAAGUUGGCGCUUUGCAAAGGUUAUCCUGUCCGACGCUAAUGUUCCUGGUGAGGGAGAGCACAAGAUUAUAUCCUACAUUCGAUUACAACGGAAUCUUCCUGGCUUUGAUCCAAAUACCAGGCACUGUUUAUAUGGUCUGGAUGCAGAUCUGAUCAUGUUAUCUCUAGCUACACAUGAAGUCCAUUUCUCAAUAUUGAGGGAGGUAAUCACUCUGCCCGGCCAGCUGGAAAAAUGUUUUCUCUGUGGCCAAGCUGGUCAUCUGGCUGCUGAAUGUCGUGGGGAUCAAUCUCACAAUGCAAAUGGGAAGUUGUUAAAUGACAUUCCCAUUCAUAAGAAGAAGUAUCAGUUUCUCAAAAUCUGGGUGCUGCGAGAAUACUUGAGAUAUGAUAUGGAGAUUCAGAACCCUCCAUUCAAUAUUAACUUUGAAAGGCUGGUGGAUGACUUUGUGUUUUUAUGUUUUUUUGUUGGCAAUGAUUUUCUUCCUCAUAUGCCCACCUUAGAAAUUAGAGAGGGUGCCAUUAAUUUGCUCAUGUUUGUUUAUAGAAGGGAAUUCACGGCUAUGGGUGGUUAUCUUACUGAUGCGGGUGAGGUGUUCCUGGAUCGAGUUGAGCACUUUGCUCAAGCAGUUUCCAUCUAUGAAGAUCAAAUCUUUCAAAAACGAACUCGAAUACAGCAGGCAUAUGAGAAUAAUGAAGAGAUGAAACUUAAAGCAAGAGGAGAACAUAAUGUGGAGCCACGGGCUUCAGCAACAGACAAGGUGAAACUGGGGGAGCCUGGUUACAAAGAAAGGUAUUAUUCAGAGAAAUUUGGUAUAUCAGAAUCAGAAAAGAUUAAUGAAGUUAGAAUGGAAGUGGUUUCAAAGUACGUGGAAGGAUUAUGUUGGGUUUCGCGCUAUUAUUAUCAAGGUGUAUGCUCUUGGCAAUGGUACUAUCCAUAUCAUUAUGCCCCGUUUGCAUCUGAUCUUAAGGGCCUCUCUGAUUUAGAGAUACAGUUUUCUCCUGGGGAGCCGUUUAAACCCCUUGAUCAGCUUUUAGGAACUUUGCCGUCUGCUAGUUCUGGUUCUCUCCCUCAAAAGUACAGGGGAUUGAUGACGGAUCCUUUGUCGCCUAUUUAUGAUUUCUACCCAACUGAUUUUGAAAUUGACAUGAAUGGAAAGCGUGCUGCAUGGCAGGGUGUUGCCAAAUUACCAUUCAUUGAUGAGAAUAAAUUGCUUGCUGAGACGAAGAAGCUUGAGGACACCUUGACGGAGGAAGAACAAUUUCGGAAUGGCGUGAUGUUUGAUCUACUAUAUGUCCAUCCUCUUCAUCCUUUGGCUGCUCAAAUUACCUUGUACUAUCGUCUUUCUCACAUGGAGAAAUCGCCAUGGAGAAUUGAUAUGAAUGCCAGUGGUGGAAUGAAUGGAUUCCUUUGGUUGACUGAGCGAAAUGGUUUGAAACGAGUAGUUCCUUCCCCAAUCAAUGAAUUGGAAGACAUUAUGGAUAAUCAAGUUCUAAACAUUACUUAUCUUUAUCCAGUUCCACAUGCACACAUCCCGGAACCUCCUAAAGGUGCAGUCCUACCUGAAAAGGUUGUGAGACCUACUGACAUAAAACCAUUCCCUAUACUAUGGCAUGAAGACAAUGGUGGCAGGCGUAUGCUAGGCAUAGAAAGGCCACAAGUAUCCGGGGCAAUAUCUGGUCCUACAUUGGGAGGAGCUGCUUAUCGUCUGGUUCAUAACACACUGAACAUUAAAUCCAUUCACACUGACUACGGAAUUUCAGAGCAGGCGGCUUCUCACAAUUUCCAUGGCAACCAUGUAGCGAACAGAUUGAGGCCAGCUGGACCGCCUGGCUAUGAAAGUGGCUUUUCCGAUGGAACAUCUUAUCAUAAUUCUUCAUACCACCCACAAAAUAAGCCUAGACCAUCUGGGUAUGACCUAGGAUCUGGUCGAAAUGCGGAAGGACGAGGUUAUUGGGAUCAUCCAAAUUUUCUACACGGGCAUUUCAAUCCUCGAGGACCAGUUAAUGGUGCUAGAUAUGGUGUCCCCUCGAACAACGUGCAAAACAGGCAAAACUUCAAGAUGCAACCAAGUCAGGAACAGUAUCAUGACUUAAGACAUAGCAUCUAUACUUUGACCAUGGAAGAUGGUGCCGGAACCAGGCCACACAAUUCAGGUCAAAUACCAAACAUACAUCAGCAACUUGGGCAAAACGUGGGUCCACUUCCGUCACCACCUCCUAAAUGGAUUGGCAGACAUGCUGGAGGAAAUGAUGGGAUGUAUAUUGACCAACAACAGACUUUAACUGCUGCUGGAAACGAGAGACAAUUGAAGAAGGUUUACCAGGUCAAAAACAAGUCACAACAAAUAAAUUGAAUCCAGAACUCCAGCAGUGAUGAUAUAUGUGUAAAGUGGCGCCCUUUCAGUUAGUUCAUAACUUGGUCAGAAACAACCUGACCAGCAAAGUUGAGAGGUUCAAACUUUGAGCAAAACCCACUCUGGAAACUUGCUCGAUGUUGGAAAAUGGAGAUCGGCUGCUUCUGUAUGUUUGGUUUCUCUGGAGAAUAUAAUACAUGGAGAAGUGCUGGAGAGUUUUUUGAGUCCAGCCUUCAUCUUGUACUAUAAUAUUCCAGGAAUACAAGGGCUAUAAGAUUCGCAAUUAUGCAGCAAAGACUUUUGGGGAUGUGGAUUCCUGUGCUUGGGUCCACGCGAUUUAUAUACAGACUCGACAUGCAAAUUCUUUUUCAUGUAGCUUGGUGAACUUUCUUGGAAACAAUGUAAAAGUGGUUACUUUCUUCCCUUUUCUGUCGAGGUUUCUACAUUAUUAAGAUUACAUGUGAACUGAAUUGACGUACAAUAUUUCCGCAAAAUUGUUUACCACGAAUAUUUUCCGCUGUUCAUUUCAUGGAAAGAAAUAUUUUGCUGCUA
Molecule: messenger RNA, 3755 nt
Organism: Olea europaea var. sylvestris
Lineage: Eukaryota; Viridiplantae; Streptophyta; Magnoliopsida; Lamiales; Oleaceae
Product: 5'-3' exoribonuclease 4-like
Exons: 22
Coding region: 291-3203 (970 amino acids)
Biological process (GO): nuclear-transcribed mRNA catabolic process
Cellular component (GO): nucleus
Molecular function (GO): RNA binding; 5'-3' RNA exonuclease activity; zinc ion binding
Source: RefSeq, a predicted model, not a curated record